Penicillium verrucosum is the source of this 1506-nucleotide messenger RNA. Its product is annotated as Major facilitator superfamily domain general substrate transporter. The record is from RefSeq and is a predicted model, not a curated record. Gene Ontology annotation, biological process: transmembrane transport. Gene Ontology annotation, molecular function: transmembrane transporter activity. The transcript is spliced from 7 exons. Lineage: Eukaryota; Fungi; Ascomycota; Eurotiomycetes; Eurotiales; Aspergillaceae. The coding region runs from base 1 to 1506 and encodes 501 amino acids. Gene Ontology annotation, cellular component: membrane.
AUGGCAUCAAUGCCGGCUAGCCCCCAUGAAGAUGGAUCUACGAAGAAAGAGGACUUGGAAUUCAUCCACCUUGAGGAACAAGAGCUGGCACAUCGCAGCCCUGGCAAUGAAUCCCCUGUGUAUGGCAUUGACGAGGCACAUCAAAAAAGGGUCAUUCGACGCGUGGAUCUCCGCCUCCUUCCAAUUCUUGGGAUCAUGUAUUCUAUAUCCCUUAUUGAUAGGACCAACCUUGGUCUUGCAUUUGUAGCAGGGAUGGAACAUGAUCUUGGACUUGGUAUUGGCAAUAGGUAUACGAUCGUUGUUAUGUAUAUUCGAGAUACCCAGCGUACGUCCGCGCUCCUGGGACAGGAGUCAUCACUGACAGAUGGAACACAGAAUCUGAUCCUUCCCCGAGCCGGUGCAGCAAACUGGCUAGCGUUUCUUGGAUUUAGCUUUGGGGUGAUCUUGAUCGGCAUGGGUUUCACCAGAAAUUGGACCACAAUGGUAGCUUGCCGAGUCCUGUUAGGUGUGAUGGAAGCCGGAUUUCUUCCAGGUUGCACCUAUCUAAUCACAUGUUGGUAUACGCGAUUUGAGGUGGGCAAGAGACUGGCCAGUUUCUGGCUGGUUUCUGUUGUGCUGAACGCCUUCGCGGCAAUCUUUGCCUAUGCCUUGACCCUCCUAGACGGGAGCUACGGUCUGAACGGAUGGCGCUGGAUCUUUAUCGUUGAAGGUGCCAUUACCAGUAGCAUCUGUUUAAUUGGUUGGUUCAUCAUCAUCGAUUUUCCGACGCAAGCAGAUUCGUUUCUCAAGCCAGAGGAAAAAGAAUUUAUCAUUGCUCGCAUUAAUAACGACAGUGGAGAUGCGGAAGAGGAUCCAAUUACUAUGGAACGGGUUCUUCACCAUCUUAAGGACUGGAAACUGUAUGUCUGGGCGUUCAAUCUCAUGGCCUCCACCCUGCCCGGAUAUGCGUACAGCUACUUCAAGACGGUCAUUCUCAUGGGCAUGGGCUUCAGCAACACGCAGAGUCAGCUUCUCAGUGCCCCACCUUACAUCAUUGCUGCGUUCUUUACAUAUUUAGGUGGCUGGCUCACCGAUAAAUACCAAAUCCGCGGGCCGGUGAUUGCUGUCCAUCAACUACUGACAGCAGUGGGGAUGUUAAUCACAGCCUAUGGCGGUGCAAGUGGGGCAAGGUACUUUGGGAUAUUCAUGGGUGUGGGGUUCCUACAGUUUUGUAUCCCGGGUGUGCUGGCAUUCCAAGCGAACAACAUUACUUCCCACUCAAAGCGUGGAGUUGCAUCAGCAACCUGUCUGAUUGGCGGGGGACUUGGGGGCAUCAUUGCAAGUGUCUCGUUCAAAUCCGAUGAAAGUCCGCAUUAUACUACGGGUAUUUGGGUGACAUUUGGUGUUACAAUGGUUAGCAUAUGCUUAACCGUAAUGAUGGACUUCCACUUUUGGAAAACAAACAAAAAGGCACGGGAGACAAAUGGUCAGAUUGAGGGUAUGUCAGGAUGGUAUUAUACUCUUUGA